CUAUGCCUUGUACACUGUUAAAAAGACACGAUUAUGCCCGCUGGUUCCUGGUAAGCGUGGUUAUAUAUUGGAUAUACACUAUUCAACUAAUGUCGUAACUGUAUUAUUUUAAAUGUUUGAGAUAGGUAUGUUUGCUACGGUGGUAUGCAAAGUUAAAAUUUUAAACAACAGUGCAUGGAUCUACAGGAACUAAGAAAGAAAGAUGUAAAAAUGGCGACCUCCGACAUUGAAAUGUCGGACAUCAACGUAGAGACACGAAAUGGCGAUCCACUGCAUGGAUCUGAACACAGUCCGGAGCUGUGGAACAUUUUCCGAAAGGACAGGCUACCGGAAGAGUCCAAGUGGUGUGUGGGGUUCACAGACUCCUUCUUCAGGGGUUUCAAAUUUCUAUUCUACAUCUUCCUGUUUCUGGUGCUUAUAGGGGGCGUUAUCGCAAGUAGAGGUGGUCUCCAGAUUUUAGCAUCUUUACUCGGUGACCAAGAAAGAAGAUUUAAAAAUAGGACUGUUACACAAGACUUCAUUUCGUAUCUUUUUUUCUUCAUAAUCGCAGUACCAGAUUUUUUCAAAUUCAUUCAGAGCGUUGCCCAAUUCGUGUUUGGAAAAAGAGAGAGUCCUAAAUGUGCACGGUUUUUAAUGGUAUUGCUAAGGGAAGCAUUUCAUCUCUUUGGCCUAGGAUGUUUGCUUUUCAAGGUCAUGCCUUACCUUGACCCACUUCAAACUUGUCUCGUGACCCUCUCAAUUCCUGUCUUCCCAUCAAUAAUAAACCUAGUGUCUUACUGUCAUCGCAAAGCAUGUCAACUUGGAAAAGGAUUUAAAAAAAUAUUAAACUUGUUCAGUUGCAUUUGCCUGAUUGCUACUUUUGUUAUAUUGAUAAUCUCAAUUACUUCGGAGAAAAAAGACUCGACCAUGGAAAAGGAACAUAAAAAUGUGGAACUUCUUGCAUGGGUAGCAACUUCUGUUAUUUUCCUGUCUACGAGAUGGAUUGAAACAUAUUCUUUUGUAUGUAGGAAAUUUAUAGAAUACAAAAAAGACAAACGGAUCAGUGACAAAGGAUAUGUGACAUCGCACAUGUGUUCUAGUUUUCUAAGGAUAACUUUAUUGAUUGUUUUCUUUCCAACUUUGUAUUGUCCUGAAAUUCGAGGAAUUAAUGAAACUUACAAUGCGUUCAUAAGUAUGUCUUCCACCAAUGCAUCAGGACUUUUAUCCCUAAAUUGCACUAAUAUAUCAAAACUGAUUUCAAAUGAUACCCAUAUACAUGUAAGCAGCACCGACCUUCAAAACAUCACCGAUUUGUGCAAGGACGAAGGAAUAUCCUAUCGGUUGGUCAUUAAUGCAUACGUGGUCCAUAUUAUCGCAGCAUUUCUGACCACUCACUUUGGUGUGUUAGCUUGCAGACUUCGAAUGCAAGUGGUUGGCUUUGCAUUGCCACUGACCCUCGCUUCGCCACUGUACCUGGUCCUAUUGAUUAUGUUCGAUGAAAUAGAAGUUGAUUUUGCUCGCAAUCUCCUUAAUCUCAACGCCGAAAAUAAAUGGAUGUUGGUCAGUGGAUUUAUUAUUGGAUGGGUAGGUCAGAUUUGGGUUUGCAGACAUGCAUGGUUUAAAAAUCGUCAGGAUCGCUUGGAAUUCGCGCAAAAGUUGUUUGUCUUACCUCACUACUGUAGUCCUCUUGUCGACCUUGCACUCUUGCACAGCCGACGUAAACGAAACCGAUCUGAAAAUGAUUACAAGAAGGAGCUCAAUGUGCCCAAAACGGAUACCAAAGUGUAUAUCUGCGCAACAAUGUGGCAUGAAAAUAGAAUAGAAAUGAAACAGAUUCUGAUAUCAAUAUUUAGACUUGAUCACCACCAGUUUCAAUAUGAGUUUAGUAAGAAAGAUCUUAAAGGCAAGGAGAAAGAUUACUACACAUUCGAAGCGCACAUACCAUUUGACGAUGCGAUGGAAACGAAUAAAGCAACAAACACAAGAGGUCCAAAUGAUUUUGUGAGACAAUUUAUGGAAAUCGUUAACGAAGCGGGAAGUGCCUUCUAUAAUAGAAAAAUCAUGCUGGACCCUCCACAGAAGUACGUUACUCCAUAUGGAGGUCGUUUGGAAUGGAAACUUCCGGGAGAAAAUAAACUCGUGGUUCAUCUAAAAGACAAAGAUAAAAUCCGACACAAGAAACGAUGGUCACAGAUCAUGUACAUGUACUACUUUAUUGGGUAUGAACUCCUUAUGAAGGACAGGAAUCCAACAACAAUACCAAAUCCAAAUUUUGAUGAUAGUACCUCCAUUUUUGAACUUCUAAGUGACGAGAUUAAACAAAAGGCGGAAAACACUUACAUUCUUGCCCUUGACGGGGAUGUUGACUUCCAACCAGAAGCACUUCAACUUCUAAUUGAUAGAAUGAAGAUAAAUCCAAAAGUUGGAGCCACUUGUGGUCGUAUUAAACCAGGAGGAUCUGGACCUGUUGUCUGGUACCAGCGUUUUGAGUACGCCAUAGGGCACUGGCUCCAGAAGUCCGCCGAGCAUAUGUUUGGUUGUGUUCUCUGUAGUCCUGGCUGUUUCAGUCUGUUUCGUGUUAAAGCACUCAUGGACGAUAAUGUUAUGAGAACAUAUGCUACCCUACCUACAAAAGCAAAACACUUCCUACAAUAUGAUCAAGGAGAAGACCGUUGGCUCUGCACCCUAAUGCUACAACAAGGUUACAGGAUCGAGUACUGUGCAGCUGCUGAAGCAAUCACAUUUGCUCCUGAAGACUUCAAAGAGUUUUUCAACCAAAGAAGACGAUGGAUGCCAUCUACGAUGGCUAAUAUAUGGGAUCUUCUCAAGAGUUAUGCCCGUACGACAAGAAUAAACCCAAACAUUUCAUACUUUUACGUUUUUUACCAGUUCAUUUUAUUGUUUUCAUCGGUAUUCGGUCCUUCCACUGUUUUACUGGCCUUAGAAUCGGCCAUAGGAUCGGUAUUUGGGGUAGCACCUUCGGUAGCUUAUCUUUUAAUAUAUGGACCAACAAUACUGUUUCUAAUCAUUUGUCUAAAAGCGAAAACAGACACCCAACUUAAUAUUGCAAUUGCGCUCAGUGCUGUGUACGCUCUUCUCAUGAUGGCGGUGUUUGUGGGAACUCUUGUUGCCAUCGCUAGCGAGGGAUGGUACACGCCUACGGGGAUGUUUUUCUACAUUAUAGUGGGAACAUUUAUAAUUGCUGGGCUUCUUCAUCCUCAUGAGUUGGGAGACUUAUUAUGUGGUGUCGUGUAUUUUAUAUGCAUUCCAGCAGGUUAUUUAUUUUUAAUAAUUUACGCUAUUUGCAAUUUAAACAACGUUUCAUGGGGAACAAGAGAAAAUAAAACGGCCGUAUUAGAACACUCUGGGCCAGAUCAAAGGAAAGGCAAAAAGAAAGAGACAGAAGAUGAAAUUGAUUUUGUAACCACGGAGAUGAUCAGUGGGAUGAUCAAACAGGUCAAAAACUCUAAUUUAGCUAGAGCAUCAUGCUCAGAGGCUUUCUUUUCAAUCUUUCGAUGGAUGAACAAUCUAGUUAUCCUAAAAUCAUUAGAAUCUGUUCAAAAUAUAUUUGAUAAGACAAAAGAUGAGUCAGAUGCUGCUGAAGAUGGACAAACAGUUGGCAAACAUUCGCUUUUUAAAAGUCGGCGUAUGAAAGCUCCGAUGCCAAGAAAAAAGAGUUUAGACGAUAGUUCAUGGGCAUCAGAGAAUGUUAGGCAGUUAAAUCCGUCUAAACUCGAACCCUUAGAGGAAAAGUUCUGGAAAGAUCUUAUUCAUUUUUAUUUAUACCCGUUGGAAGCUGAUCAGAAAAAAGAAGAAAAAGACAAAGAAAUGUUAGCUGAACUGCGAAAUGAAGUAGCAUUUGGGUUCUUUUUUCUCAACGCAUUGUGGUUAGCAACCAUGACGGCGAUGAACGAGGCAAAACAUAUAAUCAAUAUUAAAAUAAGUCAACCUUCAGGGCCGCCAAUAAUCAUUGAACCCCUUGGAUUUGGUUUUCUGGUGAUAUUUACUAUAUUAAUAGUUCUACAGUUUAUUGGGAUGGUGAUGCAUAGACAUGAAACACUUUUGCAUAUUUUGUCAAUAACAAAGCUAACAAAACGAAAAAAAAUUGACAUUAAGGAGCAAAUCGGCCUAAUUGCGAAGGAGGAUGUGGGUUAUGAUAGUACAGAUGAUAGUGUGAAAGACGAGGAGGAGGCCAUAUACUGCAACGAGAAAAUGAUUAGGCGUGCAGCAGAAGAACGCGCAGCACUAAAACACGCUCUACCAGACAGGUACGAAAGACGAAGGAACCAAGCGCUGAACUUACGGAAAACAGUUCGGAGAUCCUUGAAUAACCAACACACACAGGACACUUUGAACAGACGGGGAGGUGGAUUGCAAAAUCAAGACUAUUCAAACCAGGAAUGAAACCAUGCAUUUUCACACCUUUUAUAUAGUUUGAAUAUGAAGAUACAUUGUACUAUACAUAGAGACAAUCUUUAAAUAACAUUACCCUAUAAUGUCUCUGUGUUGUAUGGUUCACUUACUUAUUAAGUAGUACUGUGUUUGUAUUCUGAAAAAGUCAUCUCGAGGAAAAAAGAUCUGUUUGACAACAUUGUGACUUUGACUAAACUGUAUCGUCGUUUUAAUCAUUACAUGUAUGCAUGGUCAAUGACGCAGAAUCAUCAAUUCAUCCUACAUCUAACAAUUACAUCAAAUAAUUCAUCUAGACUUACAUAUCUGUUAAUCCCUGUACUCGCUCAGUGUAACCAUUUUUAUUAUUUGUUAGAUCUAGUUUUGUAUAAAGUUUUAUAAUCACCUGUAUUGUCUUAUGGUAAUCUUUUUAUAUGUUUAUUAUUACCUAUAAUAUUUUUUUUUCUCUGUAACCAUACAAUUUGGAUAUCAGGACUGUGUAUUAUUAAAACAACAUACGACAAAGCGGUCAUUAUUUUAUACUCUUGUAGAAUGCUCUUUGAAGAAAACAAUUGAUAUAAAACCAUUAUUUUGCCGUUUAAUUUGAUUUCUAUCAUGAUAUUUUACAGCUAUUAAAUGUUCAUGUGGAUUAGUUUUUGAUUCGUAAGCAUUCAUUAACUUGGUCGUAGGUCAUAUGUUCUUUUGUAAAACAUAGCUUUAACCAAGAUUGACGCUUGUUGAGUUAAAUUUUAAGUUCAGGUCCAAUUUUAAACAUACACUGAACAUGUAAUUUCUUGUUUUUAUUUGUGUUCUGCGGUCUACGGUGUUUGUUGUCUAAAUAUAUCAUCUGUUAAGCCGUCUAUAUUGUUUACAAAAGAGACAACUUGUUUACCUAUUUAAUGUAAUUUUACCGUGAAAAUUUAUGUUAAGAAUUUAAGAUAAACAUAUUUUUUUUUUAAUUUGUAAUAUAGCUGGGUUGUUUCUUAAUUGUAUAUUUUUAUCCUUAUCAACAAUGUACUGUACAGUAAUGGAAAAGGGUGACCAUGAAAAAUAUAAAGAAUGCUUUAUUAAAAUUUAUAAAUUAUUUUCUUAAAUGAUAACAUGACAUACAAAAAUAUACAGAUACUUAUUACAUAAAUUAGCAUUUAAAACAUGUUUAUAGUUUUAAAAGUUAACGGUUGGAUAUAUGCAUUGUUUUUACAAAACAUCCAAGCCUAUAAUUCUGAUGUUAAUGCACAUAUCUACAGCAACAAAUAUCAGGGCCACUCUUGAUUUAUUCAGCUUAAUACAUGGACAAUUAGUUAUGGUUGUUGUGAUUGUUACCAAAAAAGAUAAGUGAAAAUUUAAAGUUAGAGAUCAGAAGUUGUUAUCUAAAACAUGUACAUAUUUUUGAUAUCACAAAUAAAACAUAAAUUCCUAUCAAAGUCAGGGCUGAAAAAAUACUCCUUAAUGAUUAUAAUGUAAACCAUGAAAUGUUUC
Magallana angulata is the source of this 5847-nucleotide messenger RNA. RefSeq names its product chitin synthase chs-2-like. The record is from RefSeq and is a predicted model, not a curated record. Gene Ontology annotation, molecular function: chitin synthase activity. The transcript is spliced from 13 exons. The coding region runs from base 175 to 4383 and encodes 1402 amino acids. Gene Ontology annotation, cellular component: cell periphery; cell septum. NCBI's taxonomy places the organism in Eukaryota, Metazoa, Mollusca, Bivalvia, Ostreida, Ostreidae.